This is a messenger RNA of Cololabis saira (Pacific saury), 1404 nucleotides long. It is a transcript of the gene dnajb1b, whose product is annotated as DnaJ heat shock protein family (Hsp40) member B1b. Gene Ontology annotation, cellular component: cytosol. The coding region runs from base 123 to 1166 and encodes 347 amino acids. The transcript has 3 exons. The record is from RefSeq and is a predicted model, not a curated record. NCBI's taxonomy places the organism in Eukaryota, Metazoa, Chordata, Actinopteri, Beloniformes, Belonidae. Gene Ontology annotation, molecular function: Hsp70 protein binding; transcription corepressor activity.
CCUUGGAGACUGUUCGGGCUGUUUAUGGAGAAGUCUAGAAGUUUCCUCGCCGCUUAUAAAGAAAACAUGCGGGACGCGUCAGCCUGAACACACACACGACUCCUCACCGCCACAGCCUCGACAUGGGGAAGGACUACUACGACAUCUUGGGGAUUAAGAAAGGGGCAUCGGAGGACGACAUAAAGAAGGCGUACCGUAAGCAGGCUCUGCGCUUCCACCCGGACAAGAACAAGUCCGCGGGAGCCGAGGACAAGUUUAAGGAGAUCGCCGAGGCUUACGACGUCCUCAGCGACCCCAAGAAGAAGGAUAUCUACGACCGCUUCGGCGAAGAAGGUCUGAAAGGCGGAGGCCCACCAGGCGGUGGCGGCUGUAGCACUGGUGGUCCUGGCACCUUCAGCUACACCUUCCAGGGUGACCCUCAUGCCAUCUUUGCAGAGUUUUUUGGGGGACGUAACCCCUUUGAACAAUUCUUUGGCGCUCGCAAUGGUGGUAUGGAUGAAGACAUGGACACUAAUGACCCGUUCUCUCACUUUGGGAUGGGGGGAAGUGGAAUGGGUGGCUUCCCGCGCACCUUCAACUCUGGAAUGGGUGGUCACACUAGUGUUGUAAAGAAGCACCAGGACCCGCCUGUGGUUCACGAUCUCCGGGUCUCACUGGAGGAAGUGUUGAAUGGUUGCACAAAGAAAAUGAAGAUCUCCCGGAGAAGACUAAACCCAGAUGGCCAAACAGUACGAAAUGAGCAGAAGAUCCUGGAGGUGCAGAUAAGGAAGGGGUGGAAGGAGGGCACCAAAAUCACAUUUCCUAAAGAGGGAGAUGAAACUCCAAGAAACAUUCCAGCUGACAUUGUGUUUGUGUUGAAAGACAAGGCACAUCCAGUGUUCAAACGGAAUGGCUCUGAUGUCGUUUACGCCGCCAAGGUCUCACUCAGAGAUGCCUUGUGUGGCUGCACAGUCAACGCACCCACACUGGAUGGCAGAACGGUCACUGUGUCCACAACGGAUGUUGUGCAGCCAGGGAUGAAGCGACGUAUUAGUGGAGAGGGGCUGCCUUAUCCCAAACGGCCUGACCGUCGAGGUGACCUGAUUGUGGAGUAUGAGGUGAAGUUCCCAGAUCGGCUCAGUCAGAGCGCUCGGGACACCAUCGCUCAGGUCCUGCCACGGUCUUAAACAAGACAAACAGGGCGACAGGAUUCACGCUAAGCUGCCAACCUUUUACUUGCCUCUCAUCACAUGGACGUUCAUACGCAUAUUAACCUCAAGACAAACGCAAUAAGACUUAUGAACUCAGACUGUCUGUUAGGAAUAUGGUCGAUGAUAAGGCGCUUACAUACUGGUGUUUCUUUGCGGAACAUUUCCCAGUUUCGCCAGUCACGGUGCCUGUAUGUAAUAAAGGCGUAAAAUCUGA